UAAUCCCUGUAAACGCACCCCGGGCUGUCCUCAUUUCAUAUUCUCCAUUCUCUCACCUAGGGUUUGAUAAAGAAACAGACACUCUUCAAUGGCAGCUGUUCAGGAGGUCCAGAAUGGAGAAGCAACCGAGAAGGUCCCCACUCCGGUCGUCUUCACGGCGUUGAAGCCUCAGCUGUUGGUGGAGGCACCGAAAGCGAGUGAAGCUGUUCAGUUCUACAAGUCCGCAUUUGGCGCUGUGGAAAAUGGCCGUACAAUGCACAGCAAACGCAAGGCUGAGCAGGAGCUCCCUCUCAUUCUCUCGGCGCAGCUCGAGAUUGGCGGCUCCACUAUGCUCAUCUCUGACUCAGUUGACGACUCAACCGCUCCAGUGAAGAGCGUGACUGGCGGAUGUGUGCUCUGCUUGGAAACUGAAGACGUGGAAGCUGCUAUUGUCAAGGCCGUGAACGCUGGUGCUGUCAAGGAGGGCGAAAUCAUUGAAGGUGAAGGCGCGUGCUUUAGUGGGCUCGUCGGCAAGGUCAAGGAUCCUUACGGUUUCACUUGGCUCAUUUGCUCCCCAGUGAAGAAGUGCACUGACGUGGAAGGUUAAGAGUCGUCUGAUCUAAUCGUGAUCUUGAUCUUUCAUGAUCUCUUUUUCUUUCUGUUUGGCUUGAAUGCACCUUCUGGUUUAGUCAAUGAAUAGGGCUAGGCUCUUGGUCUAAGUAUUUCAAACAUGCUUUUGGUUAAUUUUGAACAAAAACUGACAGCUGGCAGUUCUUAACUACUUACUACUGGUAUUAUUGUUA
Molecule: messenger RNA, 782 nt
Organism: Mangifera indica (mango)
Lineage: Eukaryota; Viridiplantae; Streptophyta; Magnoliopsida; Sapindales; Anacardiaceae
Exons: 2
Coding region: 89-586 (165 amino acids)
Source: RefSeq, a predicted model, not a curated record